Messenger RNA from Thalassophryne amazonica, 3666 nucleotides. Its product is annotated as activated CDC42 kinase 1-like. Gene Ontology annotation, biological process: signal transduction; protein phosphorylation. Gene Ontology annotation, molecular function: ATP binding; protein binding; protein tyrosine kinase activity. The record is from RefSeq and is a predicted model, not a curated record. Lineage: Eukaryota; Metazoa; Chordata; Actinopteri; Batrachoidiformes; Batrachoididae.
UUUGUAUAGAUGCAGUGUGAGGAGGGAACAGAGUGGCUGCUGGAGUUGUUGACAGACGUCCAGUUGCAGCAGUACUUCCUGCGGAUCCGUGAUGACCUCAAUGUCACAAGACUCUCACAUUUUGACUACGUUAAGAAUGAAGAUCUGGAGAAAAUUGGGAUGGGGCGCCCUGGUCAGAGGAGGCUGUGGGAGGCGGUCAAGAGGAGAAGAGCCCUUUAUAAAAGGAAGUCCUGGAUGAGCAAGGUGUUUCCGGUGAAAAGACCCGAUGCAGAUUCCCAGCAGCCUCAGGGGGCGUCAUCCAGCCUGGGCUCCAGCACGAGUGAGUCGGGAGCUUCCCUCACCUGCCUGAUCAGAGAGCCAGAGCUGCAACUGUUUGAGCGGCUCGGAGAUGGCACCUUUGGAGUGGUGCGCAGAGGAGAGUGGACCGGUCCCAACAGCAGAGUGUUAUCGGUAGCAGUUAAAUGUCUGAAGGCGGGCAUGCUGGACUCUGACGGUUUGGACGAUUUCAUCAGAGAGGUGAAUGCCAUGCAUUCCCUGAGCCACCAAAACCUGAUCCGCCUCUAUGGGAUCGUCCUCACACAGCCCAUGAAGAUGGUGACAGAGUUGGCUCCUCUGGGCUCCUUGUUGGAUCGUCUGAGAAAGCGUCAGGGUCACAUCCUCAUUUCCUUACUGUGCGGUUACUCUGUGCAGGUGGCUUGUGGUAUGGCCUAUCUGGAGCAAAAGCGCUUCCUUCACAGGGACCUGGCAGCUCGCAACGUUCUGCUGUCAACCAAUGAAACGGUGAAGAUCGGAGACUUUGGCCUGAUGAGGGCACUGCCCACAGACACUGACCAAUACGUUAUGGAAGAAGGCCAUAAAAUCCCAUUCCCAUGGUGUGCACCAGAGUCUCUGAAGUCUCGAACUUUCUCGCAUGCGUCUGAUACCUGGAUGUUUGGGGUGACUCUGUGGGAGAUGUUCACUCAUGGACAGGAGCCGUGGCUCGGCCUCAACGGGAGCCAGAUCCUUCACAAAGUGGACGUGGAGGCUGAGAGGUUGUGUAAACCAGACGACUGUCCACAGGAUAUCUAUAAUGUCAUGCUGCAGUGUUGGAGCCCCAAACCCGAGGACAGGCCGACCUUCAUUGCCUUGAGAGACUUCCUCAUUGAGACCAUGCCCACAGACAUGAGAGCCCUGCAGGACUUUGAGGAGGAAGGCAAGCUCCAGAUCAACAUGAAUGAUGUCAUCACCAUCAUAGAUGGGAGGGCCGAACACUACUGGUGGCGAGGCCAAAACAGGCGAACGCUGCGCAUUGCUCAGUUUCCUCGUCACGUGGUGACAUCGGUCGCUGGCCUUUCUGCCCGCGACAUCAGCCGACCACUCAAACACUCCUUCAUCCACACUGGACACGGAGACACGGACCCUCACAGAAGCUGGGGCCACGCCGACCGCAUCGACAGUUUGUAUUUGGGAAACCCCAUGGACCCCCCCGAUGUCCUCGGAAUGGACCCUGACAUGGCGAGGCCCACCAAACUCCCCAACCGUGCCAAGAAGCAACCUCCUCCUCGUCCUCCUCAGCCUGCCGUCCUUCUGAAGAAGCCGUUCUACGACUCUGUGCUGGAUGAUUACGACGACGAUGACGACGGCGGCGCCUCAUCGGGGCUGAAGAGGCUCGGGAUGUCCCUGGGUCUGAAGCUCCGGCCAAGGGAAGGGCCCGGUGUUCGCUCGGCUAAAAGCGAGGUGUCGCUUAUUGACUUCACCGACGACAGCUUCAGUUCAACCACGCCCUCCCCGCUCACAGAGACGCGGCAGCCAGACGAGGACACGCUGAAGGACACGCCCUCCAUUUUGGACUGGCCCCUCCCUCAGCCAUCUUAUGACGAGGUUGCGACGGAUUUUGAGGACCAGUCGGAGGACCAAGAGGUGCGGUUUAUCAACAAGGGAAUGAGUGAAGAGGCUUCGGCCACGCCCAGUGCCGCUGUGGCAGGCAGGAGUGAGUCUCAGUCAGCUGACCUCUUCCAGGAACUUCAAAGAGAGGUGAUGGUGAAGUUGCAGGUUCCCAUGGCAACAGGCCGCUCCCUCCCCUCCUCUCCACUCCCUAUGCCAUUGACUCCUUUGGGCCCUCACAGACAGAUCUGCCUGCCUCCUCCCUCCCCUUCUUGCACUUCAUUCGCCUCCUCUUUUGAGGAGCGUCCUGUUUUGCCGCCUCGCAGUCCCGUCCCACCGCAUCGCUCCUCGAAACACAACCCGUCAGCCCACAGCUCCAACCCACAGAUGCGCUCCAGCUCCAUCUCCCUGGGCAACGGGGAAGACACGCCUCCACAGAUCCCACCGGAUCAUGGCUUUUCUCAGCCGGGCUCCCGCUCCUCCUCUCCCCUCCCACUGGUGCCGCCGCUCUCCACUUCUCCUCUCACCCUGCCGCCUCCUCCGCUCUCCGUCUCUCCACGUCGCACAUCUGGCCUCCUGGGUCCUCUCCUAUCCUCCAGCUCCCCUUCGUCGUCCUCCUCACCUCCUCCGCUCACAUCCCAGCCAUCGGGGCUCACAGCUCCAGGCUCCUCCUACAACACAUCUUUACAGGAACCUCUCACUCUUCGUGAAGGUCGUGGCGUUUCCUCUCUCAUUGAUGGCUCCCAGAACUCUGCUCCCAUCCCUCUGCCAGAGAGACCAGGUUUUCUGGACAGAUACGGAGCAGCCAACAUGGCAGCAGUCAAACCUAUGAUACAGCAGCCUGGUGGAGCCAAACCAAAUUCUUCCUUCAACAACAACAAUGGACCAACUACAGCUCCCAGCAUGCAACAGGAGCAAAUCAUCAAACAGGUCCAAGGAGCCGUGCACGGUGUCACGUUGGAGGAGUGCCAGGCCGCUCUGCAGACACACAGCUGGAACCUCGCCCAGGCUACAAACCAUUUGAAGGUAGAACAGUUAUUUCGGCUGGGGCUGCGGUCCAGAGCAGAGUGUGAGGAGAUUCUGCAGCGCUGCCAGUGGAACCUGGAACAGGCCAGUACACUCAUACUGGAUACAUACGGACCACACCGCAGCCGGAAGUGACGGGAGAGAGCCGCUAAUGAGCAAACGAUAACGACGCCGGGAUGACUCACCACUCUGCGAACCCGACACCUGGUGCUGAUUUUAGCGAUUGUCAGAACAUGAGGCGAUAACGUGCCACACUUUUUGUACUGUGAAUGCCAGAUGCUGCAAAAAUGGCGUUGCAUAUGUGCAUGCUAGCCAUUAGCUAACGCCCGCGCCACACCGUUUUUACCUGACUGAUGAGAAUUUUUCUUUCCGCUGGGAACAAACUGUUACUUUGUCUUGUGAGUGUGAGCAUGAUCUGUUAUUACCGUACAGACUGUAAAUGCUAAUGCUUAUCUGCUGUUAAUGUAGGAAUACAAAAUCAGGGAAAUAUCAAUUAACCACGUGAUUGUGCUCAAAUAUUUCAGUGAACAUGUACAGAUGUGAUAAUGUAUUACGUACACUUAGUCUUACUGAGUGUCUCAACUGUCAACACACGCGAUACAAGUUGAUCGUUUGGGCACAAGCUAACUGCUGGUCAGGUGAAGAUGUGUGUAAUUUCUGAAUUAUAUGAUGGCAUAUGAAAUAUUAUUUAUAUUUGUGUCUUGAAGCUUUUCAGCUGUCACAGUACUGUUUCUUUUAACGAGUUUUCUCCGAGUUACCAGAAUAUUAUUUGCCAAA